Molecule: messenger RNA, 882 nt
Organism: Trypanosoma brucei brucei TREU927
Lineage: Eukaryota; Euglenozoa; Kinetoplastea; Trypanosomatida; Trypanosomatidae
Exons: 1
Coding region: 1-882 (293 amino acids)
Source: RefSeq, a predicted model, not a curated record
AUGGCAAACUGUACGACUCAGGCAUCCGAUGAGGAGAAUGGUUUGGCGUUUCUGUGUUGGCGUCGUUGCUUGUCGCUGCUCCUUCCCUCCCACUGCGCAGUGCAAGGGAAGACCGUUGACGAGAUGUGGAUGCGGUACAUUUUUGACCGAUACACGGAGCCACAAAGGUACUAUCACACAAUGGCACAUGUUGAAGAGAUGUUGAAUUACUUUCUUCAAUACCAGAAGGGAACCCGCCCAGAUCAUAGGCUGCCAGAGGACGGUGCGAGGUGUCUCGCUUUGGAACUUGCGGUACUGUUCCAUGAUGUUGUGUACGACCCGAAGCGCGGUGACAACGAGGAGUGCAGCGCAGAUUGGUUCUCUGCCUUCUGGGAGGAGUGCCGAGAAUUGGCUGUUUCAUGGGAAACUAAGAUGACAAGUGGAGACGAUCGGUUACAGCAGCAGCAGAGGGAGAAGUUGAUAUGGCACAACGCCAAGGCCGCUAUGGACAUUAAGAUGACAGUGGUGGAUUUUAUUCUCCGUACGAAGCACCACAUGUCUGUCGAACCGUGUUACAGGAGAGACUUGCCUGGCGGGGGCGAGGGCGCUUUGGAGACGGGAAACCCACCACCGGAUCUUCAUUUGUUUCUUGACCUCGACUUGGCAAUCCUUGGAAGUGAAGCCGACAGGUACAUGCGGUAUGCGAGUGAUGUGAGACGAGAAUACGCGUGGUACAGCGAUGAAGAAUUUUCGCGGGGUCGCAUUGCCUUUUUACAAGGGUUUCUGAAUUACCCGCAGUGGUACAAAACUAAAUAUUUUUGCGAUGCGAUGGAGGAAACGGCGAGAGCCAACGUAACGGCAGAGCUAAAGUUGUUGGAGGAACGGCUUGGGAGAACCGCGUAA